Molecule: messenger RNA, 2440 nt
Organism: Drosophila eugracilis
Lineage: Eukaryota; Metazoa; Arthropoda; Insecta; Diptera; Drosophilidae
Product: wiskott-Aldrich syndrome protein homolog
Exons: 7
Coding region: 437-2236 (599 amino acids)
Cellular component (GO): membrane
Source: RefSeq, a predicted model, not a curated record
CCGUCGAGCAACAAGCUCGCGCAUGCUCUCUCGUGUUCUCUUUCUCCUUUCUUCUCACUUUAAACAACGGUACUGUGUGUGGAACGCGGAGCAAUUGAUCGUUUUCGCCAGCUUCGAUUAUUUUAUGGCUUAACGAUCACUGAAUGUAUUUUUUUUGUUAAGUGCUAAAGUGAAAUGGAAUUUGAUGAUUAUUAAUUGCACGCAGCACGCUGCCGGUGACAACAGCUAAAUAAGCGGGCAGAUUUCAUUCAACCUGAGAUGAAACAGCAAUAACAAUAGCCACAACAACAACGCAGUGGAGCAGCAGGAGAAAAUAGCCUAUAAAUAGACAAUAAUAAAAAUAGCGCAAACAAAGGCCACAGACGUCGCUUCAAUUAGCCUGCAGCUUGUGAGGUCACCGUCGCAGUAACCCAAUCAUCUCAGCCAAUCAGCAGUAAUGAUCGAUACCAGCACUCAGCAGCCAGGGGCCGGAGACAUCAAUGGCCGCCACUCGGCUUCGCCUGCCCGUACCAUUGACUCGCAUGAUUCCACCACGGGCAGCAUGGACACCAUUGUGGAUCGCAGCUUGAAUCGUGAGGAACUCCAUCUGGUGGUGACCACAAUCGAGCAGAGCACGAAUGCCACAAACACGACAGGAGCGGGUAGUCUGACCAACUCGCAAAUUGGCAUGUUACACAGGGAUGAGGAGCGAAAACAACAGGAGCACCAGGAACAGGUCCGCCAGGAUGCCCAGAGUCACAUAUAUUCGAGUCCAGUUUACGACGAGAAGCCGCCGGCGCUAAAACUACUGAAUGAGGCCAUGAACCUAGAUACGGAAAGGACAAAGGCUAAAAUUGAUGAGGAUAAUAAGCCCAAGUUAAUUUCGCACCAGGAAUUUAAGCAACAACUGGAGGAGGCGAUGGCUUCCCGGCAUCCUAAUCAGGUAAAUGCCACCAAGAGUGCGCCUAACACUUUGGACUCAAGGAUUAGCCGUAAACAGCGUUGUCCACCAGAAUACAUCAAGUACAAGGAAGGUAGUGAGGGCGAAGGCAGUGCCUCCCCGUCGCUUUCCUCAAAGGAUCGACGCAAGCGGAAGGCGAGUAAUGAAUGCUGUUCGGCAUUUCCUCUGCAAAUAGUGCUGGGCACUCUUCAAUUACUCCUGGCCAUUUCCCUGGUAGCUCUGGGAUCCCUCCUUAUCGUUCGAGAGGCAGCACUAUCUAUGGCGGGAUGCGGAAUCUGGCCGGGCCUAAUAGGCGCCGUCACUGGUUCUCUAGGAGUAGUGAGCAUGCGCAAAACCCAAACGGCCUUCUUGGCUCUCAGUUUGGUUUGCAUCGCCAGCAGCACCUUAGCUCUGGCCAUUUCGGGCGUGGGAUUGUCCAGAGAUCUGAACAGGAUGGCGGAACAGAAGGGCGUGCAGUAUGACCUGAUCAAUGCUAAUAGUGAGGUUUCCGCUGCGUACGGGCUAAUCUUUGCGCUUUUUCUUCAAUUUGUGGUCAGCAUUGUCUCCGUCUAUAGAUGUGCGCUUCAAAUUUGCACCAAAUCGGAGCACAAUGAACUGCGUGACGUCAUUAUCAAAUCGACUGCUUCGGGAAUUGCUCUGGACCAACAGAAGGUGGAUCAGUAUAUUAAGGCGAUGUCAUUAAAUGGCAGUGAAAAGGUGAGUAACGAGAAGCUGGCCGCUAUGUGGAUUUAUGCCGCUCAAAUGGGAAACCUACCGCCGCCCUCCGUUCGUAAACUGACCCCCCCUUCGCGACAGGUAAUGCUGAUUCCCUCGGCCGCUGGCAAUGGGAUGGCUCCACCGCCCCCUACACGCAUGCCUCCCCCGCCACCGGGCACCGGAGCCCCACUUUUGCUUCCGGUUCCGCCGCUGCCGCCACAAUACCGUGGGAUGACCCUUCCUUACAUUCGACCAGGAUCCGUGUUGUAUGCCCAUCCGGGCAGCUUAAGCGAUACAUAUCGGACCCACAAAAGCACGAAGUCGGCCGAGAUCCAUGGUCAGCGAAGGCGCCGACGGGCGAGUAAGCUAGAUGCCAACCGCCGCCAGCGCCGCAAAUCGGAGGCGGAUGUCUUGGACGGAGCACCUAACUUUCAGUAUACAGGACUGGAUCGAGCAAUAGCUGACAGCUUUUUGGCCAGGCAGGAACAAUCACAAGCGGGUAGUCACAUUGACUAUUCAUCGUCUGCAUCCUCAGACCUGUACGGCGGUCAGAGAGCCUCUUCCACAACUAAGAUCGUUUGUCGGGAUGUGGUAAUGUGAAGGGGAAUGACCAAAUUUCAAUUUUCACCUGUCUUUUGUACAUAUUUUUUCCAAGGAGCGACGUCGAAGGCUUAUCUUGGUAUACCGUUACCAGAAAAUUAGACUUUAUAGUAGUCCUACCCAUAACUUCAUAUGUAUGCGUAUUAUUUUAAGGCACUUAUUAAUAUGAAUCGAAUAAACUUUUGUUAAACAAACUAAAUUUAA